AAAAAAAGUCGUUGUCUCUUUCGUUUUUUUCUUUUUUAACUAUCUUAUCGAGAAAAAAAAUUAAAGAAAUCAAAGGGAGAGAAAAUCGCGGAGGAACAAAAUUUCUAGAGAGAGAGAAAAAAGAGAAACAAGACUAGUAGAUAGGUUCAACGUUGUAAGAAAGAGAAGAGUUUGUGUCUUAAUUUCGAAGGUUCUCGCCAUUUGCGCCAUUUGAUUGAAUCAAGUUAACUGCGUUGAAGUUGAGGGUUUUAAAAGUUUUGAAUUUGACUGCAUUAACCAUCGGAUCUUGAAGAAGAAGAGAGAAAUGGGAGAUACAGACACAGAUAUGAUCCAUAGACUCCAUUCACCAUUCAACACUUCAAUCCCUAAACAGCCUCAGCAGCAGCAGCAUCAGCUCGAAUUAAACCCUAAACGAGUAGGUGUUCCUCCAACUUCACCCUACUCUCAGAUCCAGAGUUUCAACCAGGGAGGAGGAGCUUCUCACUCAAGGUCAAUGUCACAACCUUCCUCUUUCUUCUCCUUUGACUCCUUACCUCCUUUAAGCCCUUCUCCCUUCAUGGAAGACAGAGGAGACUCCCGUGUCUUUAGCAACAACGCUUCUUCCUUGUUGCCUCCAUCUCACUCCUUCACGAGGUGUAACUCUACUACUACCUCCUCUUCUAGAGACACUCUACCUCCAAGAAAAUCUCACAGACGCUCCAACAGUGAUAUCCCCACUGGCUUGUCUUCAAUCCCUUUGAUCCCUCCAAGGCCGUUAGAGAGGUCAGUUUCUGGUGGGGAAUCUGCUGAUUGGUCAAAGACUAAUCCUUUUGUGAAGAAGGAAGGAGUUGGAGAGAGAGAAGCAAUGCCAAUGGAUGAUCUCUUCUCUGCUUAUAUGAAUCUUGAAAACAUUGAUUCCUUAAACUCCUCUGAGAAUAAUAAUAGGGAUGAGAUGGAGAGCAGUAGAGCAAGUGGGACCAAGACUAGUGAUGACACUGAGGGAGAGACAAGUAGUGUCAGUGGGAAUAGUCAUUCUAACUUGAAGAGAAGAGCUGGUGGUGGUGACAUUGCUCCUACCACUAGACAUUACAGGAGUGUUUCUGUUGACAGUUGUUUUAUGGAGAAAUUGUCUUUUGGUGAUGACUCUGUGCUGAAGCCGCCUCCUUCUCCUGGGACUACUGUGUCAAGGAAAGUUUCUCCUACCAGUUCGGCUGAUGGUGGUGGUGGUGCAGCGUUUAGCAUCGAGUUUAAGAACGGUGAGUUUACUGCGGCGGAGAUGAAGAAGAUUAUGGCUAAUGAUAAACUAGCUGAGAUGGCUGUGGCUGACCCUAAGCGUGUCAAAAGAAUAUUGGCGAAUCGUCAGUCUGCAGCGAGGUCAAAGGAGAGGAAGAUGAGGUACAUAGUGGAGUUGGAACACAAAGUGCAGACUCUUCAGACCGAGGCUACUACUUUGUCUGCUCAGCUCACUCUUUUGCAGAGAGAUAUGAUGGGAUUGACAAACCAGAACAAUGAGCUCAAGUUUCGUCUUCAAUCAAUGGAGCAGCAAGCGAGACUCCGCGAUGCUCUGAACGAAGCAUUGAAUGGGGAAGUCCAGCGACUGAAACUGGCAAUUGGUGAGAGCAGCAACCACAACGAAGAAGCUGACAGAUCAAAGAUGCAUUCACUAAACGCUGAGAUGUUCCAGCAACUCAACAUCAGCCAGUUAAGACAGCAGCAGCCUCAGUCUCAGUCGACAAAACCUGAAUCGAAUGAAUAGAGCAGACAAGUUGUCGAGGUUGCUGGAUCAAAGAGUUGGAGUCUUUAGCUGUUUUUUCUUUUUCUUUAAAGUUACAUAUCAAUCAAUCAAACAUCAUAUAUCUAUCUGUUUUCUGUGCAGAGUCUGUUGAAUUUACAUUUAUAUAUAUAGUGUCUUAAGAAAAUUUAAUUUUACAGUAUUAUUAUUUUAAAAAUUCAAUGUAAUGGUAGAUAAAAUAUGGUUGUAAUGGAGGGAGGCUCAAGAGAUUGAGCAUCAGACAAAGAGAUUCUCUUGUUUUGUUGUUUUGUACUAUUGAGUUUUAUUAAGUUUUGAUUCUUGUCUC
Eruca vesicaria subsp. sativa (arugula) is the source of this 2057-nucleotide messenger RNA. The record is from the annotation of a GenBank genome assembly. NCBI's taxonomy places the organism in Eukaryota, Viridiplantae, Streptophyta, Magnoliopsida, Brassicales, Brassicaceae.